Carcharodon carcharias (great white shark) is the source of this 1356-nucleotide messenger RNA. RefSeq names its product ankyrin repeat domain-containing protein 61-like. Gene Ontology annotation, biological process: protein localization to ciliary inversin compartment. The record is from RefSeq and is a predicted model, not a curated record. Gene Ontology annotation, cellular component: ciliary inversin compartment. NCBI's taxonomy places the organism in Eukaryota, Metazoa, Chordata, Chondrichthyes, Lamniformes, Lamnidae. Gene Ontology annotation, molecular function: protein binding.
AUGAGCAGGGAAUGUUCUGAUCCUGAAGUCACUUUGUAUAAAAUCACUGCUGAAGAACCUUCUAAAAUGUGCGAAUGCCAGGCUGAGUUCAAUGAUCUCCAUGCCAAGCUUCAUGAUGCUAUUAUGAAAGGAGACCAAGAGAAUAUCAAAAGCUUGCUAAAGGUCCAUCCAAUCAAUGAACCCAUUACUAUAUGGAAAAACUGUGCUUUAUUCCCCAUACUUCCAGCUCAGGGGUUAGCCAUCCUUCCAAUCCACUUGGCUGCAACAUACAGAAAGGCAAAGAGUUUACAAUGCUUACUUCAACUAAAGGCUGAUAUAGAGUCAAGGGAUGCCUUGGGCCGAACAGCACUGCAUCUGAUAGUCGUGCACUGGCCCAACAUUAUCCAGGACUGGAUCGUACCAAAGACCAAGUUCGAGAAAGCCAUGGCGGGCAUGCAGAGCCGGGCUGAAUGCUGCCUGCGGCUGCUAUGCCAGCAUGGGGUGCAGGUCAAUGUGGCCACCCAGAGCAGGAGCCAGGAUACAGCGAUGCACCUGGCUGUGCGCCAUGGGGCCUGGCCAGCAGUGGCCAUCCUGGCGUGGCAUGGCGCCAACCUAGAGGCAGCUAAUCAGCAUGGUAUGACCCCGCUGCACAUGGCCAGCGGACUGCUGGACCGGCGCAUGGUGCAGGAGCUGCUGGGUCGAGGGGCGCGGGUGGACAGCAAGGUAGUGGGCAGCGGCAGCACACCGCUCCAGUUGGCGGUCUGUGCUGCCUCAGGCAAGGGCGCACAGCAGCUGGGAGCCGGUCUGGACUGUGUGCGGGUACUUUUGGCAGCGGGUGCCAGUGUGGAUGCCCAAGACCAGCAGGGGAGGGCAGCAGUGCACGAAGCCUGUUUUGGGGGCCGGGAGGAGCUCAUUGACCUGUUGCUGGAGCACGAUGCUGACCUGGGCCUGUGCACAGAGCUGGGCGAGUCGCCCCUCUCCCUCUUCCUGGAACGCAGGCCCAAUCUCCGGUGCAGCCGCCUACUGGCCAAACUGCUUAGCCUCUCCUGUCCUCUGCGGAUUGCUGGCGGGGAGGGGGGCCGGCUGCCCGGUGGGCUGCUAAGCCCGGAAUUCUGCCAGCACCGGGAGUUCCUGCUGGCCCUGAGUCAGGAACCACCAGCCCUUCAGGAUCUCUGCCGGGUGGUAGUCAGGAAGGUCUAUGGCUAUCGGCAGAGGCAGCAUCUCAAGGAGAUCCUGCCCACCUCGGUGUGGCAGUUUGUGUAUGGUUACUGGGACUAUACAAAGAGACUGGCAGAGAUCGCAGUCAAGCCAAUAGAAUGGCCGGACCAUGAGGAUCAAGGGGAUCUGGAUAACAGCCUGCUCCGCAUGCACCUCUAA